Molecule: messenger RNA, 1411 nt
Organism: Leptidea sinapis
Lineage: Eukaryota; Metazoa; Arthropoda; Insecta; Lepidoptera; Pieridae
Product: zinc carboxypeptidase-like
Exons: 6
Coding region: 2-1384 (460 amino acids)
Biological process (GO): proteolysis
Molecular function (GO): metallocarboxypeptidase activity; zinc ion binding
Source: RefSeq, a predicted model, not a curated record
AAUGGAACCUAUAAUUAUUUUAAUUACAAUAUUAUCAAUAACUGCAUCAGCAGAAUAUGUUAGCUAUAAAGAUUAUAAGGUGAUUGAAGUUUUACCUAAAAGUGAGAAAGAUGUAAAAGUGCUAAAUGAUUUAAAAUUUUCCGAUAGUCAGUUUGAUUAUUAUGUAUGGUCUGAAGUAGUUUCUGUAAAUAGAAAGGUAAAAAUAAUGGUUGAGCCGAAGAAGCAAGCAACACUUCAGAAUUAUUUGUCGACAGUUGGACUUGAAGGUGAAAUGAUCAUAGAAGACGUACAGAGUUUGAUUGAUCAACAAAUGCAGAGGCCAGCAAUGUUAAGUAACUCAUCUGAAUAUAAUUGGCAAUAUUAUCAAAGUAUGGAAGAGAUUGCUGAAUGGAUGGAAAAAAUAGCCUCACAAUAUUCAGAUGUUGCUACAAUAGUAACAGCGGGGAGUAGUAAUCAAGGUCAUGUUAUUAAAGGAAUUAAAAUAGAUUUCAAAAAGAAGGAGAAUCCUGUAAUAGGAAUGAUAGAAUCAGGGCUACAUGCCAGAGAAUGGAUCACACCAGCAACUGCUACCUGGAUGAUAAAUGAAUUCUUAACAAGCUCAAAUACAGAAAUACGAAAUCUUGCUGAGAAUGUUGUUUGGCAUAUUUUUCCAGUUUUAAACCCAGAUGGCUAUAAAUAUACGUUCACAGAUGACAGGAUGUGGCGAAAGAAUCGUAAUACCAAAAACCAUGUUAGUUGUAGUCAAUAUAACCUUUCUGAUGAUAUGAGUAAUGGCGUUGAUCUUAACAGAAAUUUUGGUUUUCUGUGGAUGGUAAUUGGAGCAUCUCAAAAUCCAUGCGCGCAAACAUACGCUGGACCUGCAGCAUUUUCUGAGCCGGAAGCUAGAGCAAUCGCUAAUUAUGUAUUGGGAUUACAAAAAGAAGGCAACCUAGUUUAUUACUUGGCACUUCAUUCAUAUUCACAAAUGAUUUUGGUGCCAUAUAGUCAUCUCGGGGGUGAAGACGUCUUACAAUUACCCAAUUAUGGUGAUUUGUAUGAGAUGUCAAUAAGGGGGGCCGCUAAACUUAAAGAACGCCAUAAUACGACGUACACCGUUGGAACAUCUUUAGAUAUUUUGUAUCCAGUUACGGGUUCUGGUUUUGAUUGGGUUAAAGGUGAAGCAAAUGUUCCUAUUGUAUUACUUUACGAACUUCGUGACGUGGGACAAUAUGGUUUCCUUUUACCUGCGCAUGAGAUUAUUCCAAAUAACGAAGAAUUCAUGGACUCACUGGUUGAAAUCGAUAGAGUUGCAAGAACACUUAAUUAUUAUCAAAGCUCCGCAAAUGUGUUUAGUAUAAGUAGUUUAUUGAUAACGUUAACUAUUUUGUCUAUGAUAGUUUAUUAAAUAAUAACAUUGUUGUCUGUUACAAGC